AACAUGUGUCUUUUUAGGUGUAUGCCAGCGAAGGUUCUUCUCCUAUCAUAUCACAAAUGAAUAAAUUGUGCAAGAAUGAUCUCAAUGUUAUUAUAUUAGAUUAUUAACUUUAGCUUAAUUAAGGAGAGAAUAGAAAUGGCAGAGCAUUUUGCGAAACAGGGAAAGGAAUAUGCAGAUUCAAGGCCAAGUUAUCCACCACAACUCUUCCAAUUCAUAGCUUCUAAAACUCCCUCUCACGACCUUGCUUGGGACGUGGCCACAGGAACCGGCCAAGCUGCCAAAUCUUUAAGUACACUGUACAAGAAUGUCAUAGCCACAGAUGCUAGUGAGAAACAACUUGAAUUUGCAACCAAGCUUCCUAAUGUACGAUACCAACACACCCCAUCAACCAUGUCCAUGACUGAGCUUGAACAAAUGGUGUCACCUCAAGGAACCAUAGACCUUGUGACCAUUGCUCAAGCCCUUCACUGGCUUGACCUCUCAACCUUCUACAAACAAGUUAAUUGGGUUCUCAAGAAACCUAAUGGUGUCUUAGCUAUCUGGUGUUACACUUCACCAAGAGUUAAUGAUGCAGUUGGUGCUUUACAUGAUAAGUUGUAUUCGUUUGAUGCAAAACCUUAUUGGGACUCAAGACGUGAAUUACUUGAGGAUAAUUAUAGAAACAUUGAUUUUCCAUUUGAUCCUGUGGAAGGGGUUGAUCAUACAGGACCGUUUGAGUUUGAGGCCGAGACUGUGAUGGAUUUGGAUGACUUCUUGAAUUAUAUAAGAUCAAGGUCAGCUUAUCAGUCAUCAAAGAAUAAAGGGGUUGAGCUUCUUACUGAUGAUGUUAUUGAAAAAUUCAAACUUGCUUGGGGAGAAGAUGGAAAAAAGAUUGCCAAGUUUCAAGUAUAUCUGAGAAUUGGAAGAGUAAGGGAUGCUUGAAAAUAUGCAAAUGAUUGUACUUUUUCUUAUCCCUUUGAGGGUGGUGUGACAAGGAACAUCUUUUCUUUGAUACUACUUAAAUAAUUAAGCUAGCUUUUGAGAAUGAUUGAAAGCAGAUAUUCCAGAGGAGAAAAACUAGUUUGAAACCCCUGGUGUGUACUUGUAGAUAAUUGAUUGAGCCUUUCUAUUGUAACUUGGUAUGACGAAUUUAAGUAUUUUAUGUUUCAAUGUUUCAACAAAUUUCUCAUAAAAA
Molecule: messenger RNA, 1174 nt
Organism: Medicago truncatula (barrel medic)
Lineage: Eukaryota; Viridiplantae; Streptophyta; Magnoliopsida; Fabales; Fabaceae
Product: putative methyltransferase DDB_G0268948
Exons: 2
Coding region: 136-921 (261 amino acids)
Molecular function (GO): S-adenosylmethionine-dependent methyltransferase activity
Source: RefSeq, a predicted model, not a curated record